This is a messenger RNA of Cylindrotheca closterium, 1065 nucleotides long. Lineage: Eukaryota; Bacillariophyta; Bacillariophyceae; Bacillariales; Bacillariaceae. The record is from the annotation of a GenBank genome assembly.
AUGGCAGAUGAGGACGAUGACAAAUGGAAGACCAACGUGAUCAACGAUGGCAAGGUGAAGAAAGGAAAGAAGAAGAAGAAAAAGAAGCAAAAGGAAGGCGAGGAAUGGGAAAAGGUGGAAAUGCAACCACCACCCACUACCAGUAAUCAAAAGAAGAGUGGUACAGCUCCAUCUGGCGGCACAAAGAAGAGCAACAAAAAGAACAACAAAAAGACGGUAAAAAAGAGUAACUCGUCGUCUCCUUCCGAACCAAAAAAGAGAAUUAUCCGUGUGGGACACAAGACCAUGGAAAUUGAAGAUCCACCCAAGACCUUGCUAUUGAUUUGGAUCCUCAUGGCGGCCAAACUCGUUCUGGAUCUCGUGACUUCGGCGAUUGCCUUUACUGCCUUUUUGGAGGAACCAGGAUUGUGCUGUGAUACCCCCAUCAACACGGGGUUGGGUCCACUGGCAGUGGUCAUUCCAUUUUUCAUCUUGGUUCUUCUCGAGCUAGUCUUUCUACUGAGAAGUGUCGUCUUGACGCUCUUUCCCUGGAUGAUGGUAUCCGAUGUCGAGGAUCAGAAAAAGUGCAGCCUCACAAAUUGGAAUGCCAAAUUUUGCGUUUGGAUGGUCAAUAUUCUUACCAUUAUCAACCCCUACUUUGGGCUUGGAAUUUCUUGGAUGUUGAUGUACCAAUCCGACAAGGUCGAAGCUUUGACCGUUAUGGGAUUGGAGUUGGCAACCAUUAUUUUGCACUUUAUUUCGGUCAAAUUGGAAAAUGCGGCCAGUAACUGGCUACUCAAGCUGAUGCACGCAUCCAUCGUCCUUCCAUGGUUGGCUGGUAUGAGUAUCAACGUUUGGUACAUUAACCGAGGGGGAGUCUGCUACGAUUCUGCUUUGGAAACCUUUUGGUGGAAGGGAUGCGAAAUCUGUCCCAGUGGCCUUCAACCUGUCAAUGACACCUUGUGCCCCACCACGACUUUGGUGAAUGGAACGAACGUGACCACGUAUGAGGAUAUUGCAAUUUGGGACCUUGGUUCGGCUACCAAUUGUGCAGCGGAUCCUCAAGUGUGCUGGUUUGAGUACUAG